Molecule: messenger RNA, 2644 nt
Organism: Notolabrus celidotus (New Zealand spotty)
Lineage: Eukaryota; Metazoa; Chordata; Actinopteri; Labriformes; Labridae
Gene: acd
Product: ACD shelterin complex subunit and telomerase recruitment factor
Exons: 2
Coding region: 464-2275 (603 amino acids)
Biological process (GO): telomere capping; telomere maintenance via telomerase
Cellular component (GO): shelterin complex; chromosome, telomeric region; telomerase holoenzyme complex
Molecular function (GO): telomeric repeat DNA binding
Source: RefSeq, a predicted model, not a curated record
CUCAUUUUGACCAUGGAGUAUAUUGUAUAUUUGGUAUGCUCUCAAGUAACUCUGAUUAAUAGAUCAUUUUAUUGUAUUUAGACCGCUUAGUAUUUAUUUGUAAACACAAGUUCUGCUCAAGUGUGGAUUGUAGAUGAACAUGUGCGCCUUUAAUUUGAAGGAAAUCCCCUUUCCGCCAUUUCACUGCUCUCUCUCAGUCACUUGAAACUACUGUCACCGCCAUAACUUUGAACACAAGUAAAUACUAACAUGUCCUACGUGGGAUUACUGCUGCAUGAAGGUAAUCUGCUACCAGUGUUAGUUAUGAUAUCAUGGUUGUCUCUAAGCUAAGAAGCCAAUUGCUGUAAAACUGAUUGUAAUCAUACGUUCUCCUGCGAUGAUGUUUUGAUUGGGGAACCACCUUGCACCGUGCAUGUUUGCCUAACGGAGAACACCAGGAGACGUACCGUGUGAAACUACAAAUAUGGCACGAACUGGCCGGAAUAAACUUUCUCCAUGGAUUGAAAGUUUGAUCCUGAAAUACAGCCACGAUGGAAGCAGCAGCACCAGCGGGAGGCUGAAGGCUCAUGUUAUCGGGGUGGGUCAGAUGUCUCAGUCCCAGGCUCAGACUCAGGGCUCUGAAGGUCCCCCAGGGCUUCUAUUUCUGUCUGAUGGGGUGCUUCAGAUCCCUGCCAUCCUCACUUCAUCUGCCUGGGAGCAUCUUCAGGAGAAAGAGGAACGGGAGAGUUUCAACAGUCUGCUCAGUGCCACAGUGUUCAUUCAGGACUACAAGCUUCAGUUUCACAUUGCUCCUGAGCAGACUAAAAGCAGAUUCUUUCUAUCUGUAGGAGAGCUAGCUACAACUGCAGCAGGUCCAGUGAAAGACUGCACCCCUUGCUGUACAACGUUGCCCUCAGUAAGGCAGAAGAUCUGUGUGACAUGGAGGGCCUCGCUGGGUCAAGAGGUGCAGGUCUCCCAGAGCCAGUGUGGGUUAAAUCUGACUGAGCUGCUUGGGGAGUGGCAGCAUGACUGUCUGCAGGCUGUGCAGGAGGAAGUUAGAGAGAAGCUUAUGACUGUGAGAGGCCAUCCUGUGAAUCCUCUGCCUUCCACCUCAACGUCCAUCUCAUCCCUGACCCAACAAGACACAUUCAUUACGACAGGCUGGGAUGUUGACCGGGUCCGGUAUAAGAGAGAGAAAUGUUUCACUGUGCCCAUUAACUGUCUCUGUAUCCCAGAUGAUUAUUAUCAGCAGCUGCAAACACCUCUGGAUGUUGACAGCAGUACACCAAGCGGGCUCUCUGCUGCCUCUAAAAACAAAGCAAGAGAUUUACCACAAGUCCAUGAGACAGCAGAGCCUUCUGUUGAUGAUGCAGAGUGGCGGAUAGAGGAUCCAUCACUUGUUCAGGUAGAUUGUGACGCAAAUGUGAACCUACAACGACAUGUGGAGGACAACAUAUUGGAUGAAAACAUGAUCACAAGGUUAAAUGAAAGUGAAAUCAAGCCUUUGUCCAACCCUUGGGACAUUUUUCCACCACCAGGAGACACAUCCUCAUCCAUAGAUACAUCCCCUGACGUGACAGAAGCCCUGCCUCAGGUCGCCAUCUUUACCAGCACACAGAUUCCAUUCCAGCAGACAUCAGAGCCAAACAGCAAAGGAGAGCAGAGCGACCUCGUGCCAUACCAGAAUCCUCCAAACUCAAGCAGCCUCCCCAUCACUGUCAGUGCUUCAACUUCAACCUCUGUGAGUCCACCAGAGCCAUUUACCAGACCGGCAAACCCUUUUCAGGCCACAGACAGGCUCUGCACUGAACCAGAGGAAACAAAUCUCAUUGCUUUGGAGCAGGAUGACCAGAUUUUUGAGGAGGAGAUUGUGCAAGCUGUGGAGAGAAAACCUAGGAAGGCAAAGAGAAAGAGAAGCGAGCCCUCCGUGGAAGAUCAGACCGUCUUAGAAGAGGAAGAGGAGAAGGCUCAGAUUAGUGGAAGUCCUCCAUCAUGGCUUUUUGACUCUAAGAAUGAAUCUGAGCCAGAAGAGGGCAGCAGCCACCAACAGGGUCAAAGUAAAGGAACUGCUUUGAGAACAGCCUCCACUGUUCACAGCGAUGGAAAGUUGUUUUCUUACUCCUACCAAGUAUCAGGGAAAUCCCUACAGGGUUUAAGUCAACUUAAGGUUUCUAAAUCAUUAGUGAGCUGGGCUGUGAAGUAUCUUGUUGCUCCUAAGCAGGCAAAUAAUUCACACAACACAUCAACAUCCUCAAAUCAACUGUCCUCUGACAAGACUGAGGUCACUCCACUUUAGGUUCAAGAUGCUUGCACACAGUUAAGCUGCUGUAGUUACUCCAGCUUGUUGGAUAUCACAAUCCCAUGUUAAAGGGAAACUCCAGUAUUUUCUACAUAUCUUGAGGUCUAAAUGAGAAGACCAUGCUGUUCCAAAACGUUCUGCACCUGUUCAGUCAUGUUUGAAACAGGACCUGGGGUUAAAAGAGAAAAAACAAAGUUCUUCUUGUGUAUUCCAGAGCAGCCAAACUACUUGAGUCUAUUUUCUACAUCUUUAUGUAACAUUUUAAACGCAGAAUAUAAAGUUCGUUUUAAACAAAGUUGCGCAUGUUCCCUGGUAAACAUUUUACACUGAUCCAGCUGAAAUAAAUACAUUUUGUUCAAAGUUUGA